Funneliformis caledonium is the source of this 225-nucleotide messenger RNA. Lineage: Eukaryota; Fungi; Glomeromycota; Glomeromycetes; Glomerales; Glomeraceae. The record is from the annotation of a GenBank genome assembly.
AUGUUAGCUCCAGAUCUUAGACAAGUUUCUAACUAUACAGGUAAAGAAACGCCAGAUAAGUAUAUACAAAAAAUUACAAAUAUUUUUGAAUCUGCUGGUGCUAUAAUCACGGCCGCUAAUAAUGCUAAUGCAAACAUUUUUAUUGAUGUUCAGAAAUUACCAGUAAAUAAUCUCUAUAAAAGUGAUAAUCCUGCUAUUAAUUUACCCACUACAUUUAUGGUUUAG